Somion occarium is the source of this 2076-nucleotide messenger RNA. The record is from the annotation of a GenBank genome assembly. NCBI's taxonomy places the organism in Eukaryota, Fungi, Basidiomycota, Agaricomycetes, Polyporales, Cerrenaceae.
GUAUCUUACCCCUCUGAGUCAAUCUGAUGCUAUUGAAGUGGUUACAACACAUUCAAAACCUGUCUCCUUGUCUUUCAAUCACUGCGCAGCUGAAUAAACAACGCGGACAAUGAGUGCACAUUAGCGUCCAACAAGUGGAGGGCUGUGCAGAGCGGCUCCAGACGUCUCCGGUGGUGGUGGGAUAUCGCAUUGCAAAGCCGAAAGGACGCGUCCAUCCGUAAUCCGACCCACACGGGAAACGCAUAUCAAGACAAAGGUCACAAUGCUACUCACAACUUUCACGACGCACUUUCCCUUGAAUAUCUAUUACGAUAAUGUCGGCGACUUCUGAUUAUAUCCAUCUCCUGGUUCUCAUUCAUGGAAUGUGGGGCAAUCCUGGCCAUCUUGCCGAGAUGAAACGGAUUUACACGGAGACACUCUGCCCGUCUGAUUCCCCACGAGGUCCAAAUAGCGAAACAGUACACAUCCUUGUUGUAGAGACGAACACGGAGUCCUCGACAUAUGAUGGUAUUGAUUGGGGAGGAGAGAGAGUUGCCGAAGAGAUCCGCGCGGAAAGCAAGCGACUCGAGGCCGAGGGGAAGACGGUUACUCGCUUUUCAGUAACUGGCUAUAGCCUUGGAGGCCUUAUUGCUCGCUAUGUUAUCGGAAUUCUGCACCAGCAACAGUUCUUCGACAAGGUUACGCCUGUAAACUUCACGACCGUCGCAACCCCUCACAUAGGUCUCAUCCGAUACCCGUCAUUUCGGUCGUCUCUGUUUGCUUUCCUUGGUCCCAAGCUGCUAAGCCGUACAGGCGAGCAGUUCUAUGCUGUGGAUCAAUGGUCGGCGAGAGGCAGGCCUCUCUUAGAAGUUAUGGCUGAUCCAGAACGCAUAUUUUUCCAAGCACUCUCCUCAUUCCCUCAUGUCACCUUCUAUGCCAACGCUGUCAAUGACAUAACUGUCCCUUACAUGACUGCGGCUGCAGAGCUAGAUGAUCCUUUUGCGGAACAUUUGGCGCAUCAUGUUACAAUAGAAUUCGACGAAAAGUACAAGCCUAUCGUUAAGUCGUGGACUCCUGCACCUCCAGGAAGUGCGCAACCGCCCAAGCCGCGUAUUUUCUCCAGAAAGUGGUUCGAGUCAAUCAAGCCUCGCCUACCGCCAGCAUUAGACUUCAAAUUCCCUUAUAACAUUAUCAUCAUUGUGUCACUCCCCGUUCUCUUUCCUGCACUUCUCAUUCUGGUUGUGGUACGGCUUUCGAUGGACAGUCACUCGUCCCGUUCUCGCAUUAAGCUUCUCGAGGAAGACGAGUCUUACGGGCACCGACUAAUACACGUUGUCGGACAACUGGAGAAGUCGAUGGAGGACGCCGUAGCUGAACUUAUCGACGAUCAGGGAAAUGUCGAACCACAGCUCCCGUCAACAGAUACGCUUGCCGACACUUGUCCACCAGGUACACAUGAUCAACCGUCUGAGGCACAGACGCCGCAGUCGUCAUCGGAGGGCAGUUCGUUGCUCACUCCUCGGCAACGCCGUAUGGUGGCGACCCUCAACUCGCUGCCAGAGCUGAAGAAAGAGCUUGCAUUCAUCAACCCUGUAUUAAAUUCUCAUGCGACCAUCGUUGCACGGGACAUUCAAAAGUUCAAGCACCACGCUAUCGGACACGGCGUGUUGCAACAUGUUGCAGAUCAUUUCACAAUUUAAGUGGGUUAGAGGCAGUUAGAGUGUGCGUGUGCUACUCCUUCUACACUUUCGAGUUGCUUGAUAUUGAUGCCACGUGUAAAUCGGCAGGCAAAAGGGAUUUUUUACAGAUAGCUUUACUUUACUGUCGGACACUUGCAUAUUCUUAUACCAUUCCACCUAAUUUAUUCACAUUGUCACGUACUAAUCGUGUCAUUUCACACUGUGCCCUUGCUUUGUGAGCGAGGCGAGCCACUGCUGAUACCUUCUUUGUUCCACGAGAAGCAUUGCCGCCCUCCGUCGCAUUUGAAGGCACAAUCGUCACAUCCUAUCAGUUGUACUCCUUGUUUCCCAACGCAUUGGGUGGACUGUUGCUUUUCAGUUCUCUGACCUUUGCUUUCCUCUUUGUGAUCUAUUAUGC